GCCCAGACAGACCAUCUGAAACAAUAUCUGUGAAUAGUAGUUUCUGGUAUAUGAUCAUGACCAGCAUAUCUAGUACAGUUGGCAGCCUGGCAAUGAGGGAGUUCUAUUUAGUGCUUUUGGUAUUGCUUGGGUGCAGCUACUCAUCUGUAGGACAGGUACCAGAUGAGACAGGUACCUCACUAGGCUCUAUAGAUGGACAAAUUGGCAUAGACCUACUGAAAGCGCUGCAGGCUUUGGAAGCCAAGCUUCAGGCCAACGAAGAGGAGCUGGAAAGGCUGAAGAAAAAAGAGAGCUAUAAAAUAGCAUUUGCUGCUUCUCUGGGAAGCGAUGGAACCUAUGGACCCUAUAGCAUGGACACCAACUUAGUCUACAGUAACGUCUUUUCCAACACUGGGAAUGCUUACAAUUCCAGUACAGGCAUAUUUACAGCUCCCAUCAAAGGACUUUACCACUUCAGUUUCUCUGGAAUUAAUUCGCCACCCACAUCUAUGUUCCUGCUACUCUAUAAAAAUGAAAAGCUUAUUAUAAGUUGUUAUACUAACCCGUCAGAUGAUCGUUUUUAUACAGCUUCCAAUUCUGUCUCUCUGAAUCUGGAGGUGGGAGACCAGGUGUAUAUGCGUCUCGGAAGCGACACAUCUGUCUUUAAUAAUGUCAAUAGCCACACCACGUUUUUGGGCCAUUUGCUUUAUGCAAAUUUAGAAUAAUACUGCUAUCAAAACAAAGUGAGCAUGAAUUAUUCUGUAUUCAAUAAACUGGGAAAAUUGC
Molecule: messenger RNA, 765 nt
Organism: Pygocentrus nattereri (red-bellied piranha)
Lineage: Eukaryota; Metazoa; Chordata; Actinopteri; Characiformes; Serrasalmidae
Product: complement C1q-like protein 4
Exons: 3
Coding region: 51-704 (217 amino acids)
Molecular function (GO): protein binding
Source: RefSeq, a predicted model, not a curated record